Messenger RNA from Tuber melanosporum (Perigord truffle), 2138 nucleotides. RefSeq lists its product as uncharacterized. Gene Ontology annotation, biological process: Golgi to endosome transport; endocytosis. NCBI's taxonomy places the organism in Eukaryota, Fungi, Ascomycota, Pezizomycetes, Pezizales, Tuberaceae. Gene Ontology annotation, cellular component: endosome; plasma membrane; clathrin vesicle coat. The record is from RefSeq and is a predicted model, not a curated record. Gene Ontology annotation, molecular function: phospholipid binding; clathrin binding. Bases 154 to 1809 code for a protein of 551 amino acids. The transcript has 5 exons.
AUUGCUCAAGUCCACGACAUCUUUAUCAUACAAAUUUGUUUUUUUCUUUUCCCUUAAAAUCCGUUCAACCACAGACUCCUUUUCACAUAUUCACACAAACACACACACACACGCACACGCACGCACCUCUUGGAGCGCAUUCCUCUGCCCAUAAUGAAUCUUGAUAAUCUUCGCGACGUCGUUCAGAAUAUUUCUUUGUACGAUGUCAAGGCAGCCGUUCGAAAGGCUCAAAAUGUCGUCAUGAAUUACACUGAGAUGGAAGCGAAGGUGCGGGAGGCAACAAACAAUGAACCAUGGGGUGCAUCGUCUACACUUAUGCAAGAGAUAGCAAAUGGGACAUUUAACUACCAACUCCUGAACGAGAUUAUGCCCAUGGUCUACAAACGAUUUACAGAAAAGUCUGCUGAAGAAUGGAGGCAGAUUUACAAGUCUCUUCAACUCCUUGAAUUCCUUGUCAAGAAUGGCUCAGAACAGGUUAUCGACGAUGCUCGCUCCCACCUCUCGACUAUCAAGAUGUUGCGCCAAUUCCACUUUAUCGAUAUGGCGGGCAAAGAUCAGGGGAUUAAUGUCCGUAACCGUGCUAAAGAACUUGCCGACCUCCUUUCCGAUGUUGAAAGAAUCCGUACCGAGCGUAAGAAAGCGCGUAGCAAUAAGAACAAAUACGGUGGAGUUGAGGGGGGCGCUGGUCAAUUCGGGGGUUUUAGCGGGGGGAUGAGCAGUGGCGGCGGCGGUGACAAUGGGUUCGGACGACGGUAUGGCGGAUUCGGCAGUGAUAGCAUGGAGUAUGGGGGCUACUCCGGAGGUGUCUACGGAGAUGGCGGUGGGUUUGGGGGUUCUUCUGGAUUCCACGAUGAGGGGUCCGGAAGCUCCAGGGCUGCCUCGAGAUCUCAGAGGUUCCAGGAAUAUGAUGAAUACGAUGACGGUGGUGCUACCGCUGGUAGACGCUCUGCACCGCCGCGGAGACAAGCUGAGCCUGUCAAGCCUCCACCAAGGAAGGAGCCUGAUGUCGACCUAUUUUCAUUUGGAGAUGAGCCAGCGCCUACAAAACCCGCUCCUAAACAAAAUACCAAGCCAAUUUCCAAUCCCCUCGAUGAUGAUUUCGGCACUCUGCAGUCUGGGGGGGCAGACGAUGACGACUUUGACGAUUUCCAGUCCGCUGAUCCCGCGCCUGCUCCAAAACAACAGCCUCUUUCGUUUACUCCUCUCCCUGCUGUUACCACAAGUGCAGCAUCUGCCAAUCUCAUACAACCCAAACCUGUGAGUGCUCCCCAGGCGGCUGGCCUCAACGAUCUCGUCGGCAUUUCCUCCAUCUCCCCAGCUCAGCCUGCGUCAUCCGUGGCAUCCCCAUCCAUAAUGACACCUGCAACAACCGGCGGUGGCCAAAGCGGCCUAGGCGGUAUGGGAACGGGCAUGGGCAACAUGGGGGCAGUGGGUGGUAUGAGUGGAAUGACCCCGAUGAAGCCCGCAAACGUCUCCUAUCAACCCACUCAGCCAAAUUACUUUACCUCCGUCCCUAUUAGUAUCAACAACAACACCACCCCACUAUCUCCGGCUUCCACUGGCUCCUCGACUCAGGCUAAGAAGCCCACCGGCGACGCCUUCGGUUCAUUAUGGAAUACCGCUGCGAAGGACUUUAAGAAGCCUGCAACCCCAAGUAACACGAGUACUCCAAGUCUCCAGGCCAUGGCCAAGGAGAAGGCUAGCGCUGGUAUUUGGGGUGCUCCAGCUCAGACUUCGCGCCCAGGAUCUUCGGCGACGGCUAGUAGUGGGAAAACUGGCGGGAACGUGUUGGAUGAUCUGCUUGGGUAAUUGGCGUUACCUUUUCUUUCUUUCCCUGGUGGGAGCGGUGGUUUUUUCUAUAAAACAACGAUCUGGUGAAUAUCCUUAAGCCUUUCAAUCGGUCGUUUGUUUGCUGAAUGGUGAGCGAAGAAAACAUUGAUUGUGAGAGGAAAUAAAAGAAGGAUCAAAUCUUGGUUUGUGAGAGUUUUCUUUUUUCCUUCUUUUUCCUAGGGAGGGUACUUUUUGUUUAUUUUUUCUCUUUCCUACUACAAGUUAGCCUCUCUCUGUCCUGUCGUGAUGUCGUGAUGCGCUCUCUUCCUCCUUUUUUUACAUAUAAAAUUCAAGUUUCGGUCUUCUCU